Messenger RNA from Rattus rattus (black rat), 3051 nucleotides. RefSeq names its product leucine rich repeat containing 20 (gene Lrrc20). Gene Ontology annotation, molecular function: protein binding. The coding region runs from base 157 to 711 and encodes 184 amino acids. The transcript has 5 exons. The record is from RefSeq and is a predicted model, not a curated record. Lineage: Eukaryota; Metazoa; Chordata; Mammalia; Rodentia; Muridae.
CUCCGCCCCUCGGGCUCAGAACUUGCACCAGGUGCCGGCGGUCGCCGCGGGAGCGUGAGUGCUGGGCGCAGAGCUCUAGGACGCGUUGUCGCCGCACAGACCCCUUUGUGAGUAGCAGACCGGCCUGGAGGCUGGGAGCCAAACACCCACGUCUGCAUGCUGAGGAAGAUGGGGGAGGCCGUGGCCAGAGUUGCAAGGAAGGUCAACGAGACUGUGGAAAGCAGCUCAGAUACCCUGGACCUGGCCGACUGCAAGCUUGUUUCUUUCCCCAUCUGCAUCUACAAGGUCCUGAGGAACGUCUCUGACCAGAUCCACCUCAUCACGCUGGCCAACAAUGAACUCAAGUCCCUCACCAGCAAGUUUAUGACCACCUUCAGUCAGCUUCGAGAGCUACGCCUGGAGGGCAACUACCUCUAUCGCCUCCCCAACGAGGUCAGCAGCCUGCAGUACCUCAGGGCCAUCGACCUGUCCCGGAACCAGUUUCAAGACUUCCCAGAGCAGCUGACUACCUUGCCUGCGCUGGAGACCAUCAAUCUGGAGGACAACGAGAUAGUGGAUGUUCCGGUGGAGAAGCUGGCCGCCAUGCCAGCUCUGCGCACCAUCAACCUGCGCCUCAACCCCCUCAGCGCCGAGGUGCGUGUGAUUGCCCCGCCACUCAUCAAGUUUGAUAUGCUCAUGACUCCAGAGGAUACACGGGCCCCUCUGCCUUAGGACACGGUCCUGUGCUCACUCAGCAAGGGACAAAGGAUACUGGCCUGCCGCCCUGAGAGGAGGGAGGUCCAUGGGAAACCAAGCUGGGAAGCGGGGUGGGUGGGCCAGGCAGCAUACAGAGGGAGGGGCACAGCUAAGCCAGGGUGGGGAUAGCUUAGCACUGUAGGAGCCCUGGUGCUCCAGAGGGAGGAGGUAGGUGAGGCUAGAGCGAGGCUCAGGGCACUCACAACUGCUGUGCUGAUUUGGGUAGGUCUCUUGCUCUCUCUCUGAGCUUGGUUACUUGGGAGGAGGAAAAAUAGCGACAAAUCUUUCCUGCAUGGGACUCUUCAGAGGUUCUGUCCCCACACCGGGAGUCGGAUGCCCUCUACGCUCACGGAUGAGCCUUGCUGGCAUUUUCUGGACCUUGCGAUUUGAAGCCUUGUUUCUAGUGGGAGAGCCAGGCACCAUCCUGAGGAGACCACCUCUGUCUAAUUAUCGCCUUCUGUGGACUGAACACAGCGACACCUGUCAUGUUGCCUGGCCAUCGGGCUCCCUGGACUGGUUGGAGCCUGAACCAGGAGUUGGAAUGUCUGGAUACUGGUUGGGCCCUGCGGCAGGAGUGUUUAUGAAAGAACCCUUAGACAUCUGGCCAGGGUACAGAGGGGCAGCUCCAGGCGGCUCAGUCUGCCUUGUCCCAAGACAUUGUGUGAAAGACUUUCUACAUACUCCCUGAGAAUGACCUGGCAUGGGCAGGCAUUCCCUGCAGGGCCACAGGAGAGGUGGCCCAGAGAAGACAAAGCCAUUUGCACUUGUGACUGUCACCCGAGGUCCUUAGGUGACCUCCUUCACCAUGGCCUUCCUCACAUGAUCUCCCUCUAAUGACAACCUGGUUGCCUUGUCCUGGCCCAGUACCACCAACCUCAAGGCUAUCACCAAAAUGACCUACCAUCUUGAUGACCUUUGCCUGUGGUCUAGGGGCUACCAGCUGCCCCAGUAUGCCCAGAAUGGUGGCAUUUCCCAGGAGGUAACUGGGCCCUUGCCCCCUGAUAAGGUCUGUGCUUGGGGCUAUCCCUAACCCCCUCAAUCUCCGUGUGUCUACCUCCUCCCCUGAGCAGCAGGCCUAUCAGCUGCUCCCAGACCUGGCUGCUCUACACCUUUGUGGAGGUCUGUGGAGGUCCCAGGACACAGGCAGGGGUAAGCCACUUUGUCUCCAACAUUUUGCUGUUUAGAACUCAAGCUGUUGUUCAGAGACCCACCACAGAGUUUGUCUGGGUCCCUGUGUCCUCACAGUGACUCUUGGUAAGGUUCCUGGCUCUUGGUAAGGUUGCCAUGGGUAACCAUAGUGUCAUGGCUGUGUAUCCUAAAAGAAACCUUGGCCAUUUCCUCUCUCAUCCCAAGACCAGUCGUCCGGGUAAGGAAGUAGACACAGGACCCAAGCAAGGGCUGUGUGCAGGCCAGGCUGGACUGGCUCCUCCCUCCCACCCUCUAUCCCUGAGUUGGGGGUUUCACCUUGUCAAGGAAGAGGGUUGUAAGAGCCUGCCAACUCCAAGUGUUGAUAAGCUAACACCAGCUUGCUAGAAACACAGCCUCCAGGGGUGUACAUGUGUGAUCCAGGAGGGGCGGGGGGUGGGGGUUGAGACUGUAGCAUUGUGGGUUCGAGGCCAGCCUAUACUGUAUAAUGAGAGCCUGUCUCAGCACAACAACAGCAGACAAAGUAGAAGAAGAGUGUCGGGCACGGUGGUGCCCUCUUGUAACCCCCGUCCUCCGAAAGUAGGAGCAGAAAGAUCAGGAGUUCUAAGCCAACCUUGGCCUAGAGUAAAGGGUCCCUGGGCUAUGUGAGACCCCAUUUCAGUAAAGGAGAGGGCAAGUACAGUGCACAGCCUCCCACCUCACACUGGCUGUGAGUCGGAGCUGUGUUUCAGCAAACACUGAGGCUGAUCCUUCCAGGAAUGUCAGUUUGAGCGACAGCAGAGGGCCUGGGCGACCUGGGCACGUGCAGAGUGAAGGCUGUACCCCUCCUCCACUUCCUUGGAUCGGAGCAUAUGCUCAGCCUCCCCCUAACUCAGCACCGGGAGACCGCUGCACCUCAGAUCAUUUCCCCAUCUUUGUGUCACUCAGUGGUCUAGCUAGUGAUGACAAGUGAUGGUUAGGCACGUCCUGUCUUCCCAUCCGACCUCUGGUUAUUCCCGCAUGCCAACUGGGGUUGUUCCUGGAAGUCGUUCUCUACGCUGCCUAGACAUUAUGAUGUGGCCUGUCUAGACAAGCUUGAGCAGUCAGAACCUUCCAGAUCCAGGCUCAGAGUGUGAAGAAGCCCUGCGCUGCUUCAGCCUGCAAUAAAAGACGCUGUGCUGGUCUCAUCCA